Molecule: messenger RNA, 873 nt
Organism: Symbiodinium sp. CCMP2592
Lineage: Eukaryota; Dinophyceae; Suessiales; Symbiodiniaceae
Source: the annotation of a GenBank genome assembly
AUGGGAGCUGCUGAGUCCGAGCCGGUCGCGCCUUCAACCGCUGGCCCGCAAGAGCGAAAAGUGCACGCCGUGGAUGGCACCAUCCUUCCCAGCAAACUCUUCGUCGUUGAGGAGGGCCCUCAGUCCACAUGUCGGCCAACGGUGUUCACUUUCCUCCACGGGCUGGGUGAGAGGAUGAGCAACUACGAUGAAACAUCUGCGGAUAAGAACAUGCAGAAGGUGCUACAGGCAAUGCCAGAGAGCAGCGCAAGGCCCCGGAUCGUCCUGUUUGAUGCUCGAGGUCAUGGCACAAGCACUGGCUGGGAAAGAGGAGGGCCAGAGCAGUUUCAUUGGCGCUGCUUGGGUGCGGACAUGCUUCAUGUGGCUGCGGCGCAUGCUGAACAGCCGUCGGAUCCAAGCUACAUUCUCGGAGGAUGCAGCAUGGGUGCAGCAGCCGCUGUUUGGGCAGCUCUCCUUUCUCCAAGAAAAAUUCGUGGACUGGUUCUAUACCUUGUUCCCACUAUGUGGGCCGGAAGACAGGCCAGGCGAGGUGUGCUGGAAGCAAAGGCGGCCUCGGUUCGCGAGACCGAUCCCAUCCAGUACGAUGUAAUGCUCGGUGCAGCUAGAGCUGACUUCCCUCCUCGGGACGACAUGCAAAGACUCGCUGCGACUGGGGUCCCCGUGCUGGUGGUGAAUGCGCGUGACGAUCCGAUCCACCCAAUGAGCUCUGCUGAAGCCAUGAAGGAGAUCUUUGGCCAAAGCGCCACACUUGUCGUCGUCGACAAGGCAGGAGUCAGAAUGGCAGGGAGAUUCCUGCGCAGCUGGUCUGAUGUUGCACCAAAUGGCCAUGCAACUGGCAAACCAACAUGCAAGAACGUCCGUCCCUUCGAUUGA